Neurospora crassa OR74A is the source of this 1723-nucleotide messenger RNA. RefSeq names its product PDCD2 C terminal domain-containing protein. The transcript is spliced from 2 exons. The record is from RefSeq and is a predicted model, not a curated record. NCBI's taxonomy places the organism in Eukaryota, Fungi, Ascomycota, Sordariomycetes, Sordariales, Sordariaceae. The coding region runs from base 141 to 1535 and encodes 464 amino acids. Gene Ontology annotation, biological process: maturation of SSU-rRNA. Gene Ontology annotation, cellular component: cytoplasm.
GCGCCAAAAAUUACAAAAUUCCAUGCUUGACAUAUUUAUGAUCCACCAGAUAGUAUCCAUUCCUACAUCUCUGAAGACUCUAUGCCCGGACCAUUUCAAGUCCAACUUACGACGUCUAAACCGGACGUCUAUCAGCAAACAUGGCUCCCUACGAUGACUCCUCUGACGAGGGCGAGGAUCUCGAGUUCACCGAGACCAACGUCCUUCUAGGCUAUGCCGACGCCGACUCCAAUGGCGAGAAGAUUAGCCGCCUCGGUGGUCGUCCUGAAUGGCUCGACGAAGAAUCCCCGGCCUCGGCCGCUUUCGCCAAGUGCAAGGUCUGCAAGGACUACAUGGUCCUCCUCCUCCAACUCAACGCCGAACUCCCCGAUCACUUUCCUGGCCACGAGCGCCGUCUUUACGUAUUUUCCUGCCGGAGGAAGAGCUGCCGCAGGAAGGAUGGCAGCAUCAGAGCCGUGAGGGGCGUCAGGGUGGCAGUAGAUGCGCCCGCGGCGAAGGAGGACAAGAAGAAGACUACUUCCGCGGUGGAGCAGGAGAAGAAGGAGAUGCCCAAGGCUUCCACGCUGGGACUGGGUGAGGCUUUGUUCGGUGCGAAGCCGGCUGCUAGCGCAGGAGGAGCAAAGACCAACCCCUUUGCGUCCGGUGGUAGUGGUUCCUCAGUGAACCCUUUUGCGCCCAAGGGAACUGUUGCUGCGAACCCAUUUGCGCCAAAGCAGCAGGAGACACCGAAGCCGCAGGAAGACAUGACAUCAGGACAGCAACAACAACAACAACCCGAAGAAGAACAGAAACAAACCGAAAAGGAUGAUAACCUCCCCAAAACCUUUGCGCAAACCCUCUCCCUCAACAACACCACCACCACCACCACCACCCAGCAGACUCAAACUCCCGCCCCGGCCCCCUCCGAGCCCUGGCCAACCGACGCCUCCGCUCUCCCUCCUCCCUACCCUGAACGCUGGAUCUGGGACGCCGACUACGAGACUCUCGACCCCACCCCUGCUCUCCCUCCUCAAAAGAUCGAAACGAUGGACAUCGACACCGAAGGCGCCUCUGGCUCCGGCUCAGGAGGUGGAAAAGAAGACAAGGACGUCUUCGAGUCCACCAUGGACGCGGUCUUCCAGCGGUUUGCCGAUCGCGUGGGGCAGAACCCGGAGCAAGUGAUUCGGUACGAGUUUGCGGGACAGCCACUUUUGUACAGCAAGAAUGAUGCGGUGGGCAAGCUCCUUCACGUGCCCGCUGCUGGCGCCGCGAACGCGAACGAGAAGGUGACCACCACUUCUUCUGCUGCUGGCAAGGGAAAGAUUCCCAAGUGUGGAAACUGUGGUGCGGGAAGGGUCUUUGAGGUGCAGUUGACGCCGCAUGCGAUUGAGGAGCUGGAAUGCGAGGAGGACUCGAUGGAUGGUAUGGAUUGGGGUACUAUUAUUGUGGGCGUUUGUGAGAAGGAUUGUAGCCCGAGGGGAACGGAGAGGGGCGUGGCUGGGUACGUGGAGGAGUGGGCGGGUGUGCAGUGGGAGGAGUUGAGUGUCAAGCGGUAAAUCUCAAGAACGCUCAUGGAGAUAAGUCAAGGAUUCGAGAUAUUAUUCAUGGACAUGAGAGCGGCGUCUAUGAAAGGGGACUGUGGUAGAAUUGUCAGUGUCAUAUAAUGCUUGGUAGUGAAAAGGCGUUUGGGAGCCCAAAAUAAAGUUUAAAGGGAAUAUUUUCGGGAUCAACUAGACUAUGCGAA